Mustela lutreola (European mink) is the source of this 7455-nucleotide messenger RNA. RefSeq names its product proline rich 12 (gene PRR12). Lineage: Eukaryota; Metazoa; Chordata; Mammalia; Carnivora; Mustelidae. The record is from RefSeq and is a predicted model, not a curated record. The transcript is spliced from 14 exons. Bases 484 to 6624 code for a protein of 2046 amino acids.
CCCCUCCCCCCUCCCCCAGCCGCCUUGUGCAAAGAUGGCUGCACCGUGAGCGCAGAGGAGGAGGAGGCGGCGGCGGCGGCGGCGAGAGAGCGAGCACCCAGCGCCCGCACCCACCCCGGGGCCGCCCGGGACGCCCCCUCCUGAGCGCGCGCCCUCCCUUCUCUCUUGCAAGCGCCGGGGCAAAGGCGGAGACAGCGGGGUCCCUCCUACCCCCCUUUCCCUCCAGGGGGAACCCCCCUUCCCCCUCCUUGGCUCGGCGGCUGCACCCCCCUCCCUUGCCCGCCCCUCCGCCCCUGCCCCCUCCCUCCCCAGCCCGGGGCCUUCCCGGGCCUUCGGCGGCUGCAAAGAAAAAGAGAGAGAGAGAGAGAGAGAGAGAGGAAAAAAAAGCAGCAGCGGAGGGAGCGGCGGCGGAGGAGAGCGCGCGCGCGCCCCCUCCCUCCCUCCCUCCCUCCCCCUCCCCCCAAUUUCCACCGCGGCCAAUUCAUGGACAGGAACUACCCCAGCGCCGGCUUCGGGGACCCGCUCGGCGCCGGGGCGGGAUGGAGUUACGAGAGGUCAGCGAAAGCUAGCUUGGUCUAUGGCAGCUCCAGGACCUCGCACCCCGAGACCGACAUCUUACACCGCCAGGCCUACGCGGCCCCCCACCCACUGCAAAGCUAUGCCACCAACCACCACCCGGCAGGCCUCUCUGGACUCUUCGACACUGGCCUCCACCACGCGGGCUCAGCAGGGCCCGACGCCUCCGUCAUGAACCUCAUCUCGGCCCUGGAGUCCCGGGGCCCCCAGCCUGGCCCCUCUGCCUCCUCUCUCCUCUCCCAGUUCCGCAGUCCUUCCUGGCAAACAGCCAUGCACACGCCGGGCCCCACGGAGCUCUUCAUUUCAGGCGCCCUGCCGGGUUCCAGCACCUUUCCAUCCUCCUCUGCCCUGUCGGCCUACCAGCACCCGGCUUCCUUCGGCAGCCGCCCCUUCCCAGUGCCCUCAUCCCUCAGCCUCCAAGACCCCCCAUUCAGCCCCCCAGCUAAUGGGCUCCUGUCCCCUCAUGACGUGUUGCACCUGAAGCCCUCGCAGGCACCCACAGUGCCAUCCUCGCUGGGCUUCGAGCGCCUGGCGGGGGGCGGUGUCCUGGGGCCCGCUGGUCUUGGCCCGGCCCAGACCCCUCCGUACCGUCCCGGCCCCCCAGACCCCCCGCCACCUCCCCGCCACCUCCCGACUCAGUUCAACCUGCUGGCUUCCUCUUCUGCUGCCGCCGCCGCCGCCGCCGAACAGUCCUCCCCACAGCUGUACAACUUCUCGGGUGCUGCCCCAGGCCCCCCGCCACCCGAGCGGGCCCUGCCCCGCCAGGACACCGUCAUCAAGCACUACCAGCGGCCGGCCAGUGCCCAGCCCCCGCCACCCCCGCCCCCAGCACAUGCCCUCCAGCACUAUCUGAGCUGUGGAGGCAGCUAUCCCUCCAUGGGCCACAGGGCUAACCUGGCCUGCAGCCCCCUGGGCGGUGGGGAGCCCUCUCCUGGUGCUGGGGAGCCUAGCAAGGCCGGGCCCAGUGGAGCGGCGGCUGGAGCAUCAGGCCGGGCUGCGGGCCCGGAGGCAGCUGGAGGAGGUGGGGCAGGGGGUGGCGGUGGAGGUUACCGCCCCAUCAUUCAGUCGCCCGGUUACAAGACGGGCAAAGGUGGCUAUGGAGCGGCUGCGGGCGGUGCCAACAGACCCCCACCACCCCGUUCGACGGCCACACCCAAAUGCCAGAGUCUGGGUGGGCCAGCAGCCGCCUAUGCCACUGGGAAGGCCUCUGGGGCUGGUGGGGCAGGUGGCCAAGCCUAUUCUCCUGGUCAGCCCCAAGGGCUGUUAGGACCCCAGGCCUAUGGGCAAGGGUUUGGAGGGGGUCAAGCCCAGGACUUGAGCAAAGGCCCGAGCUACUCAGGGGGGCCCCCGCAGCCUCCCAGUGGCCCCCCACCUCCUGGCCUAGCCACGUGCCAGAGCUACUCCCCAGAUCAGCUGCAGGGGCAGCUCUAUGGUGUUCAGGGUGAGCCAUACCCAGGGCCAGCUGCCCACUCCCAGGGGCUGCCCACGGCCAGCCCCUCGCUCAGCUACAGCACUGGCCAUUCCCCUGCGCUCUCGGGUCACGGAGGUGGCUGGGGGCCCAGCUCUCUGGGGGGUGGUGGGGAGGCCAGCCCUUCUCACAUCAUCCGCCCGCUGCAGUCGCCGCCGGCCCCUGGCCGCCCGCCCGGAGUCGGCUCUCCGGGGGCCCCCGGCAAAUACCUGAGUUCCGUCCUGGCGUCAGCCCCGUUCCUGGCACCCCCAGGAGCCGGCAGCUAUGCAGCUGGAGCAGGGGGCUACAAAGGCAAGGGGGAUGGCUCGGAGCUGCUGGCAGGGCCCGGCGGCCCUCCUGCCGAGCGCACGGAAGAUGAGGAAUUCCUCAUCCAGCAUCUCCUGCAGGCUCCUAGCCCCCCGCGGACCUCAGGGGCAGACGGCUUGGUGGGGGAAGAUGGGGCGGCAGAUGCCUCCAAGGGACUUGGGGGUAGUGGUGGGGCCGGGGGCCCACCGGGCACACCCUACGAGCUGGCUAAGGAAGACCCCCAGAGGUAUCAUCUACAGAGCGUUAUCCGCAGCAGUGGCAGCCUUGAUGAGGGUACCACGGCAGCCCUGGAGCUGGGCCUGGGGAGGCUGAAGGAGAAGAAGAAAGGGCCAGAACGGGGCGGCGAGACCCCAGAGGGGCUGGCCACCUCAGUUGUUCACUAUGGGGCAGGUGCCAAGGAGCUGGGGGCCUUCCUCCAAAAGAGCCCACCACCCCCACCUCCCACAGCUCAGCCUGCCCAGCCCACACCCCAUGGCCUCCUCCUGGAGGCUGGGGGCCCUGACCUCCCACUGGUGCUGCCCCCACCUCCGCCCCCACAGCUGCUCCCCUCAGUCCUCAGCCAUGCCCCCAGCCCCUCUCCCAGCGCCCCCAAAGUUGGUGUUCAUCUCCUGGAGUCAGCCACCCGCGACGGAGCACCCCAGCCGCCCCCGCCGCCGCCCCCGCCUCCUCCACCCAUGCCCCUCCAGCUCGAGGCCCAUCUCCGCAGCCACGGCCUGGAGCCUGGUGCCCCCAGCCCCCGCCUGCGACCCGAGGAGAGUCUGGAGCCACCAGGCACCAUGCAGGAAUUGCUUGGGGCCCUGGAGCCACUGCCCCCGGGGCCUGGUGACACUGGUGUGGGCCCACCUAAUACCGAGGGCAAGGAUCCCUCUGGUGCCUACCGCAGCCCCAGCCCGCAGGGCACCAAGGCCCCCCGCUUUGUGCCACUCACGUCCAUCUGUUUUCCUGACUCCUUGCUCCAAGAUGAGGAGCGCAGCUUCUUCCCCACCAUGGAAGAGAUGUUCGGCGGAGGGGCAGCGGACGACUAUGGCAAGGCUGGGCCACCCGAGGACGAGGGCGAUCCCAAGGCGGGAACUGGGCAGCCUCCAGGCCCCCCAGCCUAUGAUCCUUAUGGGCCCUACUGCCCUGGUCGGGCGUCUGGAGCUGGGCCCGAGACGCCAGGCCUGGGCCUGGACCCCAGCAAGCCACCUGAGUUGCCCUCCACGGUCAACGCCGAGCCUCUGGGCCUGAUCCAGAGCGGGCCCCACCAGGCGGCCCCGCCGCCGCCACCGCCACCGCCACCGCCACCGCCGCCACCUGCCUCGGAGCCCAAGGGAGGCCUCACCUCGCCCAUCUUCUGCUCUACCAAGCCAAAGAAGCUGCUCAAGACAUCCUCCUUCCACCUGCUGCGGCGCCGUGACCCGCCCUUCCAGACACCCAAGAAGCUGUACGCCCAGGAGUACGAGUUUGAGGCGGAUGAGGACAAGGCCGAUGUGCCUGCUGACAUCCGUCUGAACCCUCGACGCCUGCCCGACCUGGUGUCCAGCUGCCGCUCCCGCCCAGCCCUCUCACCCCUGGGCGACAUCGACUUCUGUCCACCCAACCCAGGCCCGGAUGGCCCCAGGCGCCGUGGCCGCAAGCCCACAAAGGCUAAGCGUGAUGGCCCACCCCGGCCCCGGGGGAGGCCCCGGAUCCGCCCACUGGAGGUCCCCGCCACUGCUGGGCCAGCCUCAGUCUCCACGCCCACUGAUGGGGCCAAGAAACCUCGGGGCCGGGGCCGUGGUCGGGGCAGGAAGGCUGAGGAGGCGGGGGGCACGCGGCUGGAGCCCCUAAAGCCACUUAAGAUCAAGCUGUCUGUGCCCAAGGCCGGCGAGGGUCUGGGAGCCUCCUCAGGCGACGCUAUAUCCGGCGCUGACCACAACAGCCUGGAUUCCAGCCUGACCCGGGAGAAGAUUGAGGCCAAGAUCAAGGAGGUGGAGGAGAAGCAGCCAGAGAUGAAGUCCGGAUUCAUGGCCUCCUUCCUGGACUUCCUCAAGUCCGGCAAGCGUCAUCCGCCACUCUACCAGGCCGGCCUGACACCCCCGCUCAGCCCCCCCAAGAGCGUGCCGCCCUCCGUGCCCACCCGUGGCCUGCAGCCUCAGCCUCCUACCGCCCCCACUGUGCCACACCCCCCGCCCUCCGGCGCCUUCGGGCUGGGGGGCGCGCUGGAGGCGGCCGAGAGCGAGGGGCUGGGGCUGGGCUGCCCUUCACCCUGUAAGCGGCUAGAUGAGGAGCUGAAGCGGAACCUGGAGACGCUGCCCUCCUUCUCCUCUGAUGAAGAAGACUCGGUGGCCAAGAACCGGGACCUGCAGGAGAGCAUCUCCUCGGCCAUCUCUGCGCUCGAUGACCCACCCCUCGCUGGGCCUAAGGACACUUCCACCCCAGAUGUGCCCUCCUUGGCAGCUGAGGCUGCGGUGCCAGGGCCUCCCCCACUCCCGGGGCUCCCUAGUGCCAGCAGCAAUGGCACACCCGAGCCCCCGCUGCUGGAGGAGAAGCCCCCGCCCUCGCCGCCUCCUGCCCCGACGCCGCAGCCGCCUCCGCCGCCCCCACCACCCCCGCCGCCAGCCCUGCCCUCGCCGCCCCCUCUGGUGGCCCCAGUACCCAGCUCGCCGCCCCCGCCGCCCCUGCCAUCGCCGCCCGCCCCACCGCCGCCCCCGCCGGCCGUCGCGCCGGAGGAGCCCGCUGCCCCGUCCCCCGAGGAGCCCGAGCCUCCCGAUGCACGGCCCCUGCACUUAGCCAAGAAGCAGGAGACGGCGGCAGUGUGUGGGGAGACUGACGAGGAGGCUGGCGAGAGCGGCGGGGAGGGCAUCUUCCGGGAGCGCGACGAGUUCGUCAUCCGCGCCGAGGACAUCCCGUCUCUCAAGCUGGCGUUGCAGACGGGGCGGGAGCCCCCCCCCAUCUGGCGAGUGCAGAAGGCCCUGCUGCAGAAAUUCACUCCAGAGAUCAAGGACGGGCAGCGGCAGUUUUGUGCCACCAGUAAUUAUUUGGGAUAUUUUGGGGACGCAAAAAACCGGUAUCAGCGCCUUUAUGUCAAGUUCCUGGAAAAUGUCAACAAGAAGGAUUAUGUGAGGGUCUGUGCCCGAAAACCCUGGCACCGGCCCCCAGUGCCCGUCAGACGCUCAGGGCAGGCCAAGGGCCCCGCGUCUGCUGGGGGCAGCUCGGCACCGCCUCCCAAGGCCCCGGCACCACCUCCUAAGCCUGAGACCGCUGAUAAGACAGUAUGUGAGAAGCCCCCGGAGCAGACGCCUGAGACACCCAUGCCCGAGCCCCCUGCUCCUGAGAAGCCCUCCCCGCCACGGCCCCUCGAGAAGGAAAAGGAGAAGGAGCGGGUGACACGCGGGGAGCGGCCGGCCCGGGGAGAGCGGAGCGCAGGCGGACGGCAGACUCGGCCUGAGCGGAGCCUCACUGCGGGACAGCCCGCCACCUCCCGGCUGCCCAAGGCCCGGCCCACCAAGGUGAAGGCCGAGCCGCCCCCCAAGAAGAGGAAGAAGUGGCUGAAGGAGGCGGCGGGCAAUGCCUCUGCGGGCGGGGGUCCGCCAGGCAGCUCCUCGGACUCGGAGUCAUCCCCGGGAGCACCCAGCGAGGACGAGCGGGCAGUCCCUGGGCGUCUGCUGAAGACGCGAGCAAUGCGGGAGAUGUACCGCAGCUACGUGGAGAUGUUGGUGAGCACAGCCCUCGACCCAGACAUGAUCCAGGCCCUGGAGGACACGCACGACGAGCUGUACUUGCCACCCAUGCGGAAGAUUGAUGGUCUCCUCAAUGAGCACAAGAAGAAAGUCCUGAAGCGGCUGUCACUGAGCCCAGCCCUGCAGGACGCCCUGCACACGUUCCCCCAACUGCAAGUGGAGCAGAGUGGGGAGGGCUCCCCGGAGGAGGGGGCCGUGCGGCUGCGGCCGGCGGGGGAGCCGUACAACCGCAAGACGCUCAGCAAACUCAAGAGGAGCGUGGUCCGAGCCCAGGAGUUCAAGGUGGAGCUGGACAAGUCGGGAUACUACACGCUCUACCACUCCCUCCACCACUAUAAGUACCAUACUUUCCUGCGCUGCCGGGACCAGCUAGACCUCCAGGCCCCAAUGGCUGCCCGCCGCAGCUCCCUGUCUAACGCCCUGCAGACCCUGGCCAUCGAGGGCGGUGCUGAGGACCUGGGCCAGGAGGAGGUGGUCCAGCAGUGCAUGCGGAACCAGCCGUGGCUGGAACAGCUCUUCGACUCCUUCAGCGACCUGCUGGCCCAAGCACAGGCCCACAGCCGCUGUGGGUGACCCCCGCCCAGCCUGGGGGAGCCACCUCUUCCACGAACGGAGAAUUGGGACAGAACUGUGUCCUCAGGAGCUAACCCCCUGGGCCCUGUCGCCAGGGAAGAGGGGGGUCAUCGGUCAGGGUGUGUCCAUGCUGCCCCCACAGGGCAGGGUUCAAAGUUCGACUCCUCCCCUCUCCCACACCCCCUCCACUCCCCCCCCAACCCUCCCACUGUCCGGUGUACAGAGAAAUUAUUUAUAUAUAUGUAUAAAUGUCUAUUUAGUAACGGUUUCCCUCCCCACCUUGCCCCAAUCCUCUCUCCAUGGCCACAGCCCUGCCCCCUCCACCUUGUACAUAAUGUAUAGGAAAAGUCUAUGUAUGGUUGAGGGGAGCGGGGUGGCUUCAGAGAGCUGGGGGACCCCCCUCCCCCCCAAUCCUCCCCUCAUAGGCCAAGAUCUUUGCUAAAGGCCAUAGCCUCCCCAGGGCAUUCGGCAUUGGGUGGGAGGGGGAAAUCGCAUCUUGUUAAUUAUUUUUAAUCUUAUUUAUUGUACAUACCUGGGGCGGAGGGCUGGGGAGGUGGAGGGGGGAGAAGGGUCCCCUCCCUUUGGCCCUCCUGCUCCUUUUCUACUGCGAUUGUCUGUGUCUGCCCCUCCCCCACCAUCCCAUCCCCUUGUUGUCUGGAUGUGGUUCUAUUUUUUAUCCGUCUCCUCUCCCCUCCCCUCCCCCCAACCCCUCUGCUCCUACCUCCCGACCACCCUUUGUCUCUUGCUCUUUCUUGGGCUUCUGUACAACUCAACUUGUAUACACUGUGUACACACAACCAGCCAAACGAAAACCCAACAGCAAACACUUUA